GGGUAAAGCAUUUUUUAUUAAUUGUGCGCUUUUAUUGAACCAUUCCUUAGUCAUAGUCCACGCCCACCAUCAUCCUCGUAGUUCCAUUUUUUCUCUCUUCCUUCACCGUCCCUUCUCCAAACCCAAACCCAAACCCUUCAAUUCAAUAUUCAGAACAAAAACAACAAUCCAAAUUAACAUAAAGAUGUGGAUACAUAUUGCAGUCAUAGCCUCCACCGUUGGAUGCGUAUCAACCAUACUCUUGAUCUUAAUCUGUCGCCGUUGGUGUUACACAAGAAACCGUAGAGAUUCUUCUUCUGAACAAGCUAAUAUAACCAGAAUUGAAAGUUCUAGAACUAGAAUUCAUCAUCAUCAUCGCAUGCCAAGUGUUCAUCAUCAAAUAGAUCAAGGUAACAAAAACAAAAGUAGCAAUAAUAAUCAUUCACUGUUUCGUUCUGGAAAACGAACAGCAACAGGUUUAUUCAGUUGGAUUAACAAUCCAUCUAUGGCCGUUGAUGCGGUUGAAAAUGGAUGGUCGAGAUUCGCUUUCACUAGCUAUAAAAGUUACAUGCCUUCUCCAUCUAAAAGGUCUACACUGUUAGGUUCACGUGGGGCUCCUGUGGGUGAUUAUAAAUCCUCAGAAGCUGAGAUUAGUUGGGAAGUUUCAAAUGAUUCGGAUGAGUUUAUGCAGAAAGUUAGGUUAAAUUCCGGAAUGAAAAAAUUGAAUCAAAUUAUUCAAAAUCAGAAUAGUUAUUCUAUUUCUGUUGUGAAUUCUGUUAUUAGAACUGCUUUGCCGUUACCUGGUCCUGUUUUGGGGAGUUGUGUUUUUCCGCAAGAAUCUUAUUUUGAGAUUACGAUUUUGAAUUCGUCUAUUGGCGAUGAGAUUGAAUCGGUUAGGAAGAGUGUGGAAGGUGAUAAGGCUAUGCUUAUUGCGAAAGGGAAUUCGGAGGCGUUGGUUCAUGUUACGAGUGGUGGUAAGAAUAGUAAAGUGAGUAGUGUUGAAGAAAUGAAGGUUGAUGGAAGAGAUGGUGGUGGGAAGAAGAGUGAAUCGGUGAUGUUUUCGUUGGGGUUGACGAUUGGUGGUCCUGUUGUUUUGAAAGUUCCUGGGAGUUAUCCUGGAAGCAUUGGUUUCAACUCAAAUGGUUCUGUUUAUCUUGAUGGAAUGAAACUUGUAUUCGAAUCUGAGAAAGCGGAGUGGAUAGGAACCAAUAAGGUGAUCGGUUGUGGAUUUGAUCCAAGGCAGAAGAAAGUUUUCUUCACAUUAGACUCAGAAUUGAUGCAUGUAAUCCACUGCCAGACAGAAGAAUUCAGCACUCCAUUGUAUCCAACAUUGGCCGCAAAUAUAGACAUCACAGUAUUGGUUAAUUUUGGACAAAAUACAUUUAAAUAUGCACCUGCAAAUGCUCAAAGAACACCGAAUCCAUGUUUAAUAUCACCGCUUGUAAAUUCUCCUGCUGCUACCAUAGGCUACGAUGACAGCAGGGAACUAUUUUCCAUGGGUAGGAUUGAUUCUCAGUGGCUUAAUAGGACUACAAACAAAGGAAGCCAUAACAAUAACAAUGUGAACAAUAAUUCAGCCAUGGAUUUUGAUCAAGAGUCUGAGGCUGAUUUGUUUGAAAUUGUCUUAGAUGGUUCUGGAAAAUCUUCAAAUACAACAUUAUAGCUUACAACAAAUUGUGCCAAAUAUACAUUUGUAUUUGUCUUGGUUCUGGCAUUUAACAACUCCUCUGCUUGUACAAAUAGUACAUUACUUUGCACAGCACAA
This is a messenger RNA of Vicia villosa (hairy vetch), 1744 nucleotides long. RefSeq lists its product as uncharacterized. The record is from RefSeq and is a predicted model, not a curated record. Lineage: Eukaryota; Viridiplantae; Streptophyta; Magnoliopsida; Fabales; Fabaceae. The transcript has 2 exons. Gene Ontology annotation, biological process: cell-cell adhesion. Bases 185 to 1642 code for a protein of 485 amino acids. Gene Ontology annotation, molecular function: protein binding.